This is a messenger RNA of Zea mays, 3740 nucleotides long. Its product is annotated as zinc finger CCCH domain-containing protein 24. The record is from RefSeq and is a predicted model, not a curated record. Gene Ontology annotation, biological process: RNA processing. Bases 1298 to 3337 code for a protein of 679 amino acids. The transcript is spliced from 15 exons. Gene Ontology annotation, molecular function: RNA binding; metal ion binding; RNA methyltransferase activity. NCBI's taxonomy places the organism in Eukaryota, Viridiplantae, Streptophyta, Magnoliopsida, Poales, Poaceae.
AGAUGAAGAGGAAGGGAAGAGGAAUCGACUGAUCGUUCGCGCAGUGGGGAAGAGGAAUCGCGCGCCGCGUCGUUGCAGUGGCCGCCCGUGGAAGAGGAAUCACACACCGCGUCGUUGCAGUGGCCGCCCGUGGAAGAGGAAUCGAGCGCCGCGUCGUUGCAGUGGCCGUCCGUGGAAGAGGAAUCGCGCUGCCGCGUUGCAGUGGGGAAGAGGAAUGGACUGGCCACCCUCCACCGCGUAGGAAGCCGAGGGGUUAGGAGAAGAGGAAGGGAUAGAGGCGUAGGGUCGCAGGGAGCCGCGUAGGAAGGGAAAGGGAUAACCGCGUAGGGUUGCAGGGAGCCGCGUACUGGUUGGUCCGCUGGUAUUUAAAUAUACCUCAAUCUCAAUCCACCGAUGCACAACGCCACAACACAACUCAAACCUCAACACAGACAUGGUUUUCGGUUCUUCAAGCAAAAGAAAGCGUGCGGAUGAAAAAGAAGAUGAUGAUGUGCAAGUCGUCCAAGAGGUGCCUGUAGAUAUCCAAGAUGGUGGUGCAGACGCAAACAACAGUGACGAAGAUGGGGCUGCGGCUACUGGUAUGAGACAUCCACUUCUAGAUGAAAUUAAUAUUAUUGGUGUUCCUAGUGGAAAAAAUGUUGGUGGAACAAAGGAGUGGCAGUUUAAACAUUGCAAGAAAUUGUACAAAGGUAGUUUAACUAGAGUUCGUGUUCAUUUGCUUGGUCCAUUACCUGGUAAAAAAGCACAAAUUGCACGUUGUAUGUCAUUGCAAAACGAUCCCAACAAGAGCAAAGCUUUGCGGGAAAAGGUGAAAGAAGCUGAUAGUAAAGGAUUUCAUAUGAGAUAACAUCAGGGACGUCCACUCUGAAUCCGUUGGCAAAAUCGUUUGGAGUAGCCCAAAGGGAAUCUGUCGAUAUGGAAAUUACCAAAUUUUUAUGUGCCAACGGUAUUCCAUUCAAUGUGUUGAGGAGCCCUCAAUUUUCACAAAUGAUAAUGGCAAUACAAAAUGGUCCAAAAGAUUAUAAAGGUCCGUCGAGUGAAAAGGCAAGGACAACUCUCCUAGAUGCAUGCAAGAGAAGUGUGGAGACCGACUUAGCACCACUUAAAAGUACAUGAAGAUUUCUCUGGAGUUGAAAAAACUGGUGAAGCUAUUGCACAAUAUCUCUUGAAGGCUAUUGAUGAAAUUGGACCAGGAAAUGUCCUUCAAGUGGUAACGGACAAUGCUGCUAAUUGCAAAGCAGCUGGAAAGGAAAUUGAAAAAGGAAUCUCAUAUGCAAUAGCAAAGAAAAAGAAGGGAAUGACAGUUGGUUUUGUGACUUUUCAGAGUGUUGAACAACUAACAAAUGCUGUUCAGAUCCUUAAGAAGAACCCUUCUGGUGGAAAGGAAAUAAAGAUAGUAGAUGCCAAUCGUAGGUCUCAUCAAAAAGCACAUGAUGGAGCACUUGUAUCCAAUACUGGAACCACAACAGAAAAUGGUAGCAGUCCUACUACACCUGCAGAGGAAACAUCUGUGCUUGAAUCGGUGUCAUCAAGUAAAAAAGGUGCCCGUGAUGCAGUUACUCCCCUUGCCAAUAUGACUUACAUUGAUCAGCUAGAACACAAAAAUCAAUCUAUGGCACAGAUACUGAAGAAACUUACUCGCAAUGCUAGGAAAGCUUGCCCACCUGCCAUUCCCCAUCCUGAUUGGGUUUUUAAAUCAAAGGAAAUCGGUGGUCUUCCUUGCAAGUUUGAAGGCAUUUUGGAGUCCCCAGUUGUUAAUGGAUACCGUAACAAGUGUGAGUUCUCUGUAGGAUAUUCCUUAGAGGGCAAAAAGACAGUAGGAUUUAUGCUCGGAAAUUUCAGGGAAGGUGUGACUGCUGUUGAGGAACCUGUGAAUUGUCCAAAUGUCUCAGAAAUUUCCUGCAAAUACGCUCAGAUGUUCCAAGAUUUUCUUCAACCAUCAAGUUUCCCUUUGUGGAGCAGGAUUGACAACUCUGGGUUUUGGCGCCAACUCACAGUCCGUGAAGGAAGAUGUCCAGCUGAAGCUGUUGUUUCACAGAAUGCAGAAUCACAAAUAUCAGAAGUCAUGCUUAUUGUGCAGGUGUGUUCAACAGGUGUUGAUGAAGCUCUUAUGAAAGAAGAGUUUGACAAGCUGUCUGCUAUCCUGAUACAAGGAGCAGCAACAUGCUCACCUCCCUUGCCACUGACAACUAUUGUAGUGCAAGAUCAUAAAGGGAUAUCAAAUGCUGCACCUACUGAUUGCCCACUGAUCCCACUAUUGGUACCAAAGGGAGAUCAGUUGGAUGGCACAACAGAAGAUAAAAUAAGAAUCCAUGAUCACAUAAGCAACUUAAAGUUCUCUCUAUCACCAACAGCUUUUUUCCAGGUUAAUACUCUUGCUGCGGAAAGGUUGUACACCCUUGCUGGUGAUUGGGCUAAUCUCAAUUCAGACACAUUACUUUUUGAUGUGUGUUGUGGGACUGGAACUAUUGGCCUGACCUUAGCACAGCAUGUUGGAAUGGUUGUUGGGAUUGAAAUGAAUGAAUCGGCAGUUUCAAAUGCUUGCAGAAAUGCCCUUGUCAAUGGCAUAAAAAAUUGUCGUUUUGUCUGUGGUAAGGCUGAAGAUGUGAUGGGGCCCCUUCUCACAGAAUAUCUUGGUUCACCACAGCAGCAGGCUGCAGCUUCUAAAAGUAAUUCUGAAAUCGAUGAUGCAAGCAAAAAUGAGGAUACAAUUGGCUGUGCAAGUUAUGAUGGUGAAAAUAUAGAUAGCUCAAAGCAGAGAAAUGACAAUGCUGAAGGUCAGCAGCCUAUGGGUGCGUCAGUUGAUCAUCCUACCUGUGCAAGCGAGGUGGAUGAAAACAAUGUGGCUUCUGGUGAACAGAAUUGUGGGGAAGCAUCAUUGGUUAAUGAUAAACCCAUUGAGACAGCAUCAGAUAAUAGUUUGGAGCAAGGCAAGGCAUGCAAGGAUGGUUCUUCCAGUCCAAACAACAAUGUCCUUGCUGCUAAUGCAUGCCAGUUUAAGAAUGUCGUUGCUAUUGUAGACUCUCCACGUGUUGGCCUUCGCCCUACUGUGAUCAAGGCAUUGAGGACGCAUCCACGUAUUCGACGUCUAGUGUACGUUUCCUGCAACCCUGACAGUCUAGUCGCCAACGCGAUCGAGCUUUGCACACCAACAUCCGAGAAACAAGAGAAGAACAAGGGCAACCGAGGGUGGCGGUCUAUGAGCAGCGCGGGGCUUGCUCGGCAGAGGACGAAGUCGAUGCCCAACUCUGAGCCUUUUAUCCCCAAGAGGGCAAUGGCUGUCGAUCUGUUCCCUCACACGCCGCAUUGCGAGAUGGUUAUGCUCUUUGAGAGAUGAAGGAAGUGUGUGUCUACCAAUGCCUCAGAUUCUUGACCUGUGUCGAGGACCCUAUCAGUUUUUCCUCAUCACCUUGGCCCAUCCAUAUGUUGUAACUUAGUGACAUCUAUUCGAUUGAGAGGCCAGGACAGUUGGUGGUGGGAUUUGCCUUCUUUUGAUAUAGGAUCGGCUACUCUUAAUCACCUGUACGUAUUUAUUGUUUUUGUUAAAUGGAUGUAAUAGUAGGAUUAAUUUCAGCUUUUAUAUCGAUGGUCCAACCUGGAGUGGCAUCCUAGUCAGGGAAGAGAACCGUACAUGAGUACUAGAGCUAGUGUUGGCCCAGCUCCAACCGUGACAGCAGUAUUGCAGCACUCUGAUAUUUUUUGUUUCGAUGUUUUAAGAGUGGAUUUGGUUCCUUUUUUUU